Messenger RNA from Haplochromis burtoni (Burton's mouthbrooder), 4286 nucleotides. RefSeq lists its product as uncharacterized. Gene Ontology annotation, biological process: regulation of apoptotic process. Bases 78 to 950 code for a protein of 290 amino acids. Lineage: Eukaryota; Metazoa; Chordata; Actinopteri; Cichliformes; Cichlidae. The transcript has 6 exons. The record is from RefSeq and is a predicted model, not a curated record.
CACAGAACGACAACCACAAGAAGCCCUGGCCCUUCCUUUUCCUGCUAAACUUUAAUCGCUCGCUUUAGAGUCAAGUCAUGACUGAUUUUCUGUCAACAAAGGCCACCGACAAACUAAACUCACAGCUCAACAGACUGUGCGUAUGGCUUUCGAGUGACCCUGAGUACAUCCUGGAGCACUGCGGGGAUAUCCUAUCCGUGAAUGAAUAUAAAAAGGUAAUAAAGCAAAGCAGUGGUUCAGAGCAGAUGAGAGAACUCUUGGAAAUAAUCAUUCAAAAAGGAGAAGAUACCUGUCAGAACUUUAUUGACACUCUGAGGAAGCGCCAAGGACACUUCCCACAACUGAAGCAGUUUUUCGUCACUGAAGCUGAAGUUCCAGGUUCAUCCACUCCAAGCAUGUUUGCUGAUGGUAGCAGUGUUGUGUCCUGCAGAGAAAUUACAAACACAACUGCAAAAAACAUUUCAAUUAACAUUCAAACAGUAAGCCAGCCGGCAGACAGCAGUUUGUCUGGAAAUAUUAAACCCCAAGCAGAUCUCACUGCAAGUGGUGGCGGUGUUAUAUGUGCUGAUAAAAUAUCAGGUGUCCAUGUUGAUGGGGGUAUAAAUUUCUCAGUGAGUGUGAAUGCACCACAAGAAAACACAGGUAUGGUAGAGGACACACAGCCACCUCCUGAGGGUCCUGCUGUGAGAAAGAUCAAGGAGCACAAGGUGGAACUCAUUAACUGCCUGAUGGGGGAUGUCUUUAUCCUGCAGUGUGUGCAUGCCAAAGGAAUCCUCUCUCCCAGACAAUAUGGAAAUCUGAAGCACUCCUCUAACCCAGAACAAACUGUUACCAACCUGAUAGAUCUUCUGAUGAGUAAAGGUGAAGAGACCUGCAAUCAGUUUCUCCAGAUUCUUAAAGAUCCUGAAGUUGAUGCAACGUAUCCACAACUGAAAAACAUUAUAAAGUAACUGAGAUCAGAUCAUAUGUAAUUUUUUUUUAGCUAGGAUGAAAUUAAAUAAUGGUAAAGGGAAUUUAAUUUUUUGAGCAGUGUAUAUACACACUUGCACAUUCCCACAAUUUUGAUGUAACUGAUAUACCCUUCUGCUUUUCAAAACAGGGCACUGAAGUAAAGACUAUCCUCAGAGUUUCAUACUAAAUCUUAAGGAAUUAAAAAUGAAGCAUGUGAAAUUAUUUUGUCUUGGUAGUUUGUAGAUGAUACACUGAGAUUGGUUGUAUACAUGUUAUAGCUAUGUAUGGGCACCAGGUGACAGCAUGAAAUAUGUUUAUAUUGUUAGUAGAGUUUUAACUACUACUGAAGAGAACACAGAUGUUACAGCACACAUGAAGUUUCACAAAAGUUGAGUGUUUAAUGGAAUAAAAUGAAACUACUUCUCACACUGCUUUUUAAACAUUUUUCUUUCAGUAAUAAUAAAACGAUGUUGCUGUAGUUUCAGUACAUGGCAUUUCAAACCAUUUAAAAGUAUCCUACUAAUAUCCAGGUUUUCCAUUAAUAAUUGCUGAGCUCUAAUUUAAUAGCAGAAUACAUGUUGGUUAUUCUGACUGUACUUUCCAUCCCCAUUGAAACAGUAAUCCAUCACUACAAGUUUUCCCCUCUUGUGUAAUGUUGUAUUCUGCUAUAGUGGAGACUCUUCAUAAUCUACCCCAGGGCCUCCUCCCAGUAAGACAUGCACGGCGAGAACACUUUACCCAGGAAGCUCAACUGGUUCCUUUCGAUGUUGAAGUCAUUUUAAGCAAUCUUAAGGGGUUUAAUAUGAGUGUCCAGGGUCUCCAGCCUGUCAAUAAGGGCAGAAAUUUAUUAGACAAGAUCAAAUUAAUCUGAUUAAUUAAUUAAAGUGAAUGGAAGAUUGUGUCACUUCAAAAUAAUUCUUCUGAUGAGUUAAAAUUGUUUUACAAUGAAUUAUAUAUAAGUAAACUAAUGUUUUAAAAUGCAUAUUAUAGCAAAAACUGUUCUGUACAAUGCAGUCAAAUAUCAAAUAUGCUUAUAUGGUGAAAGCUGUUUUUAAAAUUCCAGGAUAAAGACUUUUUCCAUUGAGUUUCUGGGUCACUUGCACUGUACUGUCAAAAACACUUAUUUACAUUGUUUGUAACUGAGACGUAUUUUAUGUUUUUAUGAUACAAACCAUUGUUCUAUAUUUAAAUCAUACACCAGGUACAACAUUACGACCACCUGCCUAAUACUGUGUUGGUCCCUAUUUUGCUGCCAAAACACAACUGACACAAUUCGUGAAGCUGAACUUAAUAAAUUGUGUAAAUAAUCAGUAUUUAUUCAGAUUUGGAAGUACACAUUUGUUGAAGUGCGUGCUUGUGAGUCCUCAAAAGUUACACACAAAUUACUGCACACAUUUAUAAGUCUUAGUUCAUGCUUGCAGAUUCGUCUGUACCCAUUUGUAACCCUUCUGAGGCAACUUUCUCUCCAUACUCCAUUACAACUUGGGCCUUGUUACACUCACAUAAAUCCUUACACUUGCACAUUUGUCACCAUGACAGGUGCUUCCAGGUUACUUUUGUUUCUUUUGUAGGUUUAACUGUACACCAGAGAACACUUGCAAGGAGAAGUUUCCAUUUUUGCAUCUCUCCUGUGUUUUUGUGCCAUCAUGAAGUUUAGUUGCUGCUGUGUAAAUUCUCCUUUUGCUUGGUUUACAUUUUUCUGAUAUUUAUUACUACUCAAAGUGUUUUUCUUAACCUCUUUCCUCACUGAUGUCCAAUCACGCCUUUUUGGAUUUUAAACUCACUAAAAGAUCUCCUCAGAGCAGCAUUUCCCGAUGCUGCAGUGUGAAGGCGUUGCCUACAAAGAGCAUCAGGUAGAAUAUGGCUUUUCCAGCUUGGUAGAAUUAUAGCCUGUAAUCAUGUGUGAAAUAUGAAAAAUAAAAUGUAGAUGUAAAUGCACUUCUAAAUAAAAGGUCUAUGGAUGUUUUUUGUUUACAGUUUUGGAGGUUUUAGAAUAUAAUACUGUUAAGUUUUCAGAUCCUAUCCUUCACAAAAUGUAGUUCAACAAGAGAUGUUCUGUUUCUUUGGAUGCAAUCUUACCAAAUACCAAAGAUACAGACAAUUAAUAAUAUUUUUGGAUAAAGACUGGAUAAAAAGCACAAGUAGGAGUAUUGGUUGGUUGAAACCAACCAAAGUUUCCAUUAUUUGAUUCUGGAAAAUUGCACUGAAAGAAAAUUUGUUUGUUCAGGGUUUUAAGUGAGACUUACGAAGUUAGUAAGUAUAUGUCACACACAAAGGACAUGCAGAGGGUUGGUGUGACAGAGAAGAAUAGUAGGGAUGGGGUGAGACUGUGGAUGGUGAUCUACUGUGGUGUCCACUAAGGGAGCGACUGAAAGAGGAAUAAGUGUAAUGUUUAUUCACUCUGACUGAAUUUUAGACAUUGUUUGAAAUGAAUUCCCAUAACUGACGGAGCAAAUUAAGCCCUGUGAAAGGUGACUUCAGUCAGUGUGUGUGUCUGUGACUGAAUGAUAUUAAUCACAGUUGUAGUAAAUGUUUUUUUUUUGUUUUAUUUCGUUUAUUACCUGGAAGUAGUACUUCAUGUUACAGAUUUUAACUGAAUUAUGCUGCUGAACAGUAAGACUUAGCCAGACAGAGGAAAAUAAUUAAUGUCCUUUGUUCAGUGACUUUUUAUAAUUUAAUAUGAAGCUGAGAGGAAAAUACCAUCCAGACGAAUUGUAGAAUUCAAAAUGUGUGUUGACGACCUCUUUGCUGAAAGUUUUUAUAUAUUGAUUUCUCAUGGAUGAAUUUAUCCCACCACAACCAGACUUGGAGGAAACUGAAGAUUUAAAACUCCGCAGUUUCAGUUUUCUUCAGGUUAUUGAUCAGGGACUGUGUUACACCUGCAUGAUGAUGCUACAGGUGCCUACAAAGAGCAGCUGGUUGGUCAAAUUAAGCUUGGAAAUGUUUAGAAAUUUAGAUUGCAAAUAAAUUUCUAAACUAUUUGGAAUUUUAAGUGUAGCAAAACAUACUGAUGCACAUUUCAAGUGUUCAAAGCAGCCUAUGCUAUGAUGUAGAGCCACUAGAGGUCACAAUUACACAGUUUUUGAGUUUGAGUUUACUUGCAUAUAGGCAGGUUGGUUAAGUCUGCUUGGAUCACACAGCAUUGCAUGCUUUGUUCUACAUAGCACACACUGAGACAAUGUUCCACAUUUUUACUGGUUUAAGUUUAAAACUUGUGAGUUUCACAAGAAGCGUGUGAUUCAAAUAGGCUUAUGGAAACAUCCUUACUGAAACCCAGAGGUGUUUAGCAGAGAUCAUCUGCUAAAUAAGAGUUGUUUUAACAAUCAAUGCAGCAG